AGAAUCACAUUUUGGAUGACCCGAAUUUGAUAUUCACUGACCAGGAUAUGGCAGAAGUGAAUCAUUAUGAGGUGAAAAUAAUUGCAAACGAUGAGGAAACUUUUUUGAAGCCCAACUGUACGAAACAUUCAGUUCCGAAUGAAGGAGAUGAAAUACAAACUGCGAUUCAUUGCUCUCUACAAUUUCAGGAAGACGUAACUUUCCGCGAGCCCACAUUUAGCUUCAAAAUACAGCUGAAGGACACCACACUCAAGAAUAAGAACGCUGAAAAUACGGCACAAUUACCAGUGACCUUGGUAUUCUCAGGUUCACCGCAAUCUCUCACGAUGCUCAGGCUGUAUCCAAAAAGUGUGGUCAAGAUAUUCAAAACUGCUGCACCAUUAGCUAGAGUAACACAACCGAUAGAUAUAAGAAAUUGCACAGAUUUCAAAAUGACCGAAUCCAUGCAAAUGAUGACUGGAGUUGAGAAGAAUCCAAAGAAGGGACAAAUCUUCAAUGUGACUAACGAAGGGAUCAUAUUCAUACACGAUUUUAUCAUGUUGAGGAAAAUAUCAUCUGAAUUUGUCAGUAUCAACGUUUCUUGGUCGAGGAACAACCGUAAAGAACAUGACGAGAUUCAAGUUAGAAUAGUUAUCGAGCCUAAUCAGACGUGCAAUAAUAUAAAGUCACUCAGAGGUUGGACUUCCUGUGCUGAGUACGAAACGUCACACGACUGUCUACAGAGAGAUUCGUGUGCAUAUGGAACAGGAGGAUCUUCCAGUGUAGAAUUCAGAAGAGGGCCAGAGAGAUGUAUGUGGAGAGGAGACGUAACUUCUCCUACCAUAACUCAUGUGUAUUCUACAUGUAGCCCAGAUAUACAUACAUGUCCGGAUGGAGUUUGUGAUUCUCUGGAACAGUUACAUUAUGCAAUAUGUCCUCAAGAUUGUACAGCUAACGUUGUCGUACCUUUGAAAAUCAAUCCAGCUACUGGCCGUGGGGUGGAUGAAUCUAGUGGUACUGUUGCGUGUUCACCAACGAACUGCUAUUCGAUGAAGUCCAGGAAGGGUUACGAUAAAGAUAAAAAGGACCUCAAGAAGAAGAAAGGGAAAUCAUCUGGGAUGUCCUCCACACCCGCCAACAAUAUAUUCGCUCAUUCAAAUAUCACCAAGGAGAAUGGAAAUAUAACUACUGGGAAAUAUAGUCUGGUGAUCGGAAAAUGUGGUUCAAUCUGCAUUAUGGGUAUUGGAGCUGGUGCCCUAUUUCUAGCAGCAGCUAUCGCGUUCAUCGUCGUCUGUUGGAGGCUGGAUAAGACCAGCAAAGCUGUCAGAAAAAACAACGACGGGAACAACCAAGAAAUGACCGCUCCACUUUCUAUCUCUGCCCCAGGCAACGUUCCACACGAACCGUUCUCUCUGAACUUCAACAUGACAACCCUAAUGAACGACUCUCUGAUCUUCAAUAACAUCAUGAAGUUUUCGCCGGAUCCGAAGUGGGAGUUCCCCAGGUCUCAAUUAGCCAUAGAGCAAAUUCUGGGAGAAGGAGAAUUUGGAAGGGUAUUGAGAGCGAAAGCGUUAAAUAUAUCGGGACCAACAGGAUAUACAACGGUGGCGGUUAAAACACUCAAGGAAGAUGCUAGAGAAUCAGAACUGAACGAUCUUCUAUCAGAGUAUCAGCUGUUGAAAGAAGUCUCUCACCCCAACGUAAUCCGUUUGUUGGGAGUCUGCACGGAACCAGGAGGACCCAUAUAUCUGAUUAUCGAAUAUUGCGAAUAUGGGUCACUCAGGAACCACCUGAGAAAGAGUAGGAGGCUCCAAUAUGAAUCAAAAAAACUGAUCAAUACAGAAGAGAAUGACUAUGAUGAACCGAAGACUAGCGACAUCACUCCCAAAGACCUGAUUUCCUUUGCUUGGCAGAUUUGUAAUGGAAUGUCAUAUCUGAGCGAUAUCAAGUUAGUUCAUAGAGAUUUGGCAGCAAGAAAUGUGUUGUUAGCUGCUGAUAAAAUAUGCAAAGUAUCGGAUUUUGGUCUGACCAGAGACGUGUAUGAGGACAAUGCAUAUUUGAAGAGGAGCAAAGGGAGAGUUCCUGUGAAAUGGAUGGCACCAGAAUCUCUAGCAGAUCACAUCUACACAUCGAAAUCAGAUGUAUGGAGCUUUGGCAUCUUGGUAUGGGAGCUUAUCACAUUAGGAUCGACUCCUUAUCCUGGAAUUGUAGUACAAAAUCUUUAUCAUCUCCUGCGUCAAGGCUAUAGGAUGGAAAGACCUAAUAAUUGUUCCCCAGCAUUGUAUAACAUUAUGCGAAAAUGUUGGAGCCUGAAUCCUCAGCAGAGACCAACGUUCCAGGAACUGAGUAAACGUUUCGAAAAACUGUUGGAAGAUAACAUUGAAUACAUAAAUUUGUCCGACAAUGUCAUCCACAAUAGAGGUUACUUCUUAUCACCUUUUGCAGAAGAUGAUCUUCAGGAAAACAUGGAAGAGGAGCUUUCGUCGGAAAUAAGCUCCUUGAAUUAUUUGUCGAGGACAGAGUCGUGUGAGAAGUUUGUGGCUAUAGAGAAAGCACUGCAUGAAGAGCUUGAAAAAAUCACAGAUGUGGCGCAAACUACUCAAAGCUACGAGACACCUGUCAAAGUCCCGAGACGAGUGAAAACUCCUAGCAAUGAGAAUCCUGAAGAAUAUACUGAUAUGGGUAGAAAAUCGUGAACCUGAUGUGAUAGGAGGAAGAAACGUUUUCUUUAUUCAUUCCAUUCAAAUUCGAAUUUUUCGGGGUUUGCGGUAUUUAGAUGUAUUCCAUGAAUUAUUUCGAGAAAUGAUCCCAACAAAAAACAUUCAUCAUUGUUCUGCUGAAUCGCUUCAUCUAGAAAAUUAC
This is a messenger RNA of Phaedon cochleariae (mustard beetle), 2841 nucleotides long. Lineage: Eukaryota; Metazoa; Arthropoda; Insecta; Coleoptera; Chrysomelidae. The record is from the annotation of a GenBank genome assembly.